This is a messenger RNA of Coffea eugenioides, 1155 nucleotides long. RefSeq names its product tabersonine 16-hydroxylase 1-like. The record is from RefSeq and is a predicted model, not a curated record. Lineage: Eukaryota; Viridiplantae; Streptophyta; Magnoliopsida; Gentianales; Rubiaceae. The coding region runs from base 1 to 1155 and encodes 384 amino acids. The transcript has 2 exons. Gene Ontology annotation, molecular function: heme binding; oxidoreductase activity, acting on paired donors, with incorporation or reduction of molecular oxygen; monooxygenase activity.
AUGGCAGUCAAUCUUUUACUCCUUGCUUUCCUUCUCUUCUGUUUCAUGGUACUCAAAAUUCUCAAAAGACCCUCUGGGAAAAAUUCAAGAUUGAAUCUUCCGCCCGGGCCUAAUCCACUGCCUAUCAUAGGAAACAUACAUCAACUUUUUGGCUCCCCAAACCCAUUGUAUCACUUGCUGAGAGACUUGGCAAAAGAAUAUGGCCCAUUGAUGCACCUCAAGCUUGGUGAGACGUCAAACAUCAUUGUCACUUCAGCCGAAAUGGCCAGAGAGAUUUAUAAAACACAUGAUAUCACAUUUGCUUCAAGACCCUCUCAUCAUCCCGCAUUCAAGAUUGUUUCUUAUAAUUUCGCUGAUAUCAUGUUCUCCCCCUAUGGAAAAUAUUGGAGAGAAUUACGAAAAAUCUGCAACAUGGAACUUCUUAGUGCAAAAUCCGUGCAAUCUUUCCGAUCAAUUAGAGAAGAUGAGGUGUUCGAUGUAAUUAAAUCGAUUUCUUCACAAAAGGGAUCAAUUAUGAAUCUAACCAGAAGCAUUUUCUCUCUCACUUAUAGCAUCACCAGCCGCUCAGCAUUUGGCAAAAGAAACGAAGACACAGAAGAAUUUAUACAACUUCUAGAUGAAACCAAUGGUUUAGCAACAGGGUUUAGCUUAGCUGAUAUGUAUCCUUCUGUUAAGUUGUUUCAAGUGAUGGCUCCGAUGAGAUUUAAGUUGGAGAAAGCACACAAGGAGAGUGAUAAAAUACUUGAAAAUAUUCUCAAUGAGCAUAAAGGGAACAGCAAGGAGGCAAUACAGGGGGGUGGAGAAUGCAAGGAGGAUCUCGUUGAUGUUCUUGUCAAUAUUCAGAAACGCGGGGACUUUGAACCUCAGCUAACUGAUACAAACAUCAAAGCGAUCAUGUUGUGUGGCAGUUUUGUAGAGGUGUAUAACACAUCUCUAGAGGUGUAUAACCCAUCUUUUUCACCUUCACCUUCAUCUCUCGAGCGGAAGUACCCAUUACCCAGUACAAAUUUAGCCAGAAGCGGAGUGUUUGUGCGGGAAAAAUCUUCUUGGUGGGUUUAUUCAAAAUUGCGCAACGGAAGUGCGCAACAUGGAAGUGCUGAAACUGCAGGUUCACCUUUGGAUUCCUACACUCUUGCAGACGCAACACGGAAGUGA